UGUGCUCAUUUCAUUUCAGUCGCCACCCUCUCUUUGUAGUAUAAGUAGUGUCAUUCUCCCCUUGCUAACCCUAUACUUCCCUACAUUUCCUCAUUUCUCUCUCUCCUCUCCUCACUGCGGCUAGGGUUUUUUCUCUACUUUGAAGUUUCUCAUAAGAUACCAACAUGGGUAAGGAAAAGAUUCAUAUCAGUUUGGUGGUCAUUGGCCACGUCGAUUCUGGAAAGUCGACCACCACUGGUCACUUGAUUUACAAGCUUGGUGGUAUUGACAAGCGUGUGAUCGAGAGAUUUGAGAAGGAAGCUGCUGAGAUGAACAAGAGGUCCUUCAAGUAUGCCUGGGUGCUUGACAAACUUAAGGCAGAGCGUGAGCGUGGUAUUACCAUUGAUAUUGCCUUGUGGAAGUUUGAGACCAACAAGUACUACUGCACAGUCAUUGAUGCCCCCGGACAUCGUGACUUUAUCAAGAAUAUGAUUACUGGUACCUCCCAGGCUGAUUGUGCUAUCCUCAUUAUUGACUCCACCACUGGAGGUUUUGAGGCUGGUAUCUCCAAGGAUGGUCAAACCCGUGAGCACGCACUUCUUGCCUUCACCCUUGGUGUCAAGCAAAUGAUUUGCUGCUGUAACAAGAUGGAUGCCACCACCCCCAAGUACUCCAAGGCUAGGUACGAGGAAAUCGUGAAGGAAGUCUCUUCAUACCUCAAGAAGGUUGGUUACAACCCAGACAAAAUCCCAUUCGUUCCCAUUUCUGGGUUCGAGGGUGACAACAUGAUUGAGAGGUCCACCAACCUCGACUGGUACAAGGGACCAACCCUUCUUGAGGCCCUUGACUUGAUCAAUGAACCAAAGAGACCCUCAGACAAGCCCCUCCGUCUCCCACUCCAGGAUGUGUACAAGAUUGGAGGUAUUGGAACGGUGCCCGUUGGACGUGUUGAGACUGGUGUUUUGAAGCCUGGUAUGCUUGUUACUUUUGGUCCUACUGGACUGACCACUGAAGUUAAGUCAGUGGAGAUGCACCACGAGUCUCUUCCAGAGGCUCUGCCUGGUGACAAUGUUGGCUUCAACGUCAAGAAUGUUGCUGUCAAGGAUCUCAAGCGUGGUUUUGUGGCUUCUGACUCAAAGAAUGACCCCGCCAAGGAAGCAGCUAACUUCAUUGCUCAGGUCAUCAUCAUGAACCACCCUGGACAGAUCGGAAAUGGUUAUGCCCCAGUGCUUGAUUGCCACACCUCCCACAUUGCUGUUAAGUUUGCUGAGCUUGUGACCAAGAUUGACAGGCGUUCAGGUAAGGAGAUUGAGAAGGAGCCCAAGUUCUUGAAGAAUGGUGAUGCUGGUAUGGUUAAGAUGAUUCCCACCAAACCUAUGGUGGUGGAAACUUUCUCAGAGUACCCACCCCUUGGUCGUUUUGCCGUCAGAGACAUGAGGCAGACUGUUGCUGUUGGUGUCAUCAAGAAUGUUGAGAAGAAGGACCCAACCGGUGCCAAGGUUACCAAGGCAGCCCUCAAGAAGAAGUGAAUGGUUUUGGCUCCGAUUGUUGCUGAUAUUGGUUUCCAUUACAAGUAUUAUACAGACUUGUUUUUUAUUAGUAGUUUUUGUGUGUUUUAUUUGAACUUUUGUUUUCUAUGUCGUAAACUCUUGUCUUCAGCGUCUUCUGGCACUUAUUCUCAGAAUUGGGUGCUGGAUCGACGGUGGCAUGAUUUUGGUCUGCAGUGCUCUGCUUGGUCCUAUGUUGGACGUGUCGGUUUAGUAUUUUGAUGUCAGAUACCCUUUGAGGUUGUUUUCAUGAUGUCAAGUUGCUUUUACCUAUUAUCGAACUAAACUUUGUCAAGUAUUGCCGUUCCUUGUUUAAUGUUAGUAGAUUGUUUCCAAUA
Molecule: messenger RNA, 1864 nt
Organism: Beta vulgaris subsp. vulgaris (sugar beet)
Lineage: Eukaryota; Viridiplantae; Streptophyta; Magnoliopsida; Caryophyllales; Amaranthaceae
Product: elongation factor 1-alpha
Exons: 3
Coding region: 165-1508 (447 amino acids)
Biological process (GO): translation; translational elongation
Molecular function (GO): translation elongation factor activity; GTPase activity; GTP binding
Source: RefSeq, a predicted model, not a curated record